CGGAUAAGACUGUGUCAACUGACAGUUAUUAAAUAUAGAUGUCUUCAUACCCCAGCGUUAUCGUGACAAGUGUAAAUUACCAAAAUCGCAAGCAACAAUUUACGAACACCGUGAUCAAUCACUGAUCAAACAGACCAAGAAAUGGGCAUUCCCUCACAAGCUGUUCAACGCAUCAGCAUUCGCUGGCUGCCUGAGCCUGCCUACGAAGACACCGACACGAUAGCGCUCAACGUUGGGGGGUAUUUUAUCGAUUUGCGGGUAACGAAAGAAACAUGUUCGCUCCAGUGGAGCCGGGCCGGUAAGAGAAUCGUCCUCAGACAUGAUCCAUUAACUUUCAGAUGGACGCAUAUUAUCGAUUCUCUGGAUCUUACUGUACCUGACGAAGCUCAUUUUGAAAAACUUCCAAACGGGGAUGAUCUUGAGGUGGGAAUUACACCUUGCCCUCAUAAGGGCGGAGCACAGUGCGACUAUGAGGAAGUCUGGAGGGACAUCACUGCGAAGAGCUCAACUGAUGAACCAUCCUGGAUCCUCCAGAGUCGUGAUGAGACUGCUUUUAUUGGAAAGAUUGGUAGCAUCUUUUUAGCUAUACGGAAAAGCUCUAACAGAGCAUUUUCUGCACGCCGGGAAGACCGCAAUAUUUCUAGCCAAAAGUGGGACACCACCUACGAGUUUGGUAAUGCCGUUGAGUUGCCACGGGUGGAUCAAGUCAUUGAAAUUAUAGAGAUGGCCGGUGAAGUCUGGGUUGAAGGACAGAUGGUAAAUAUUGGUGAGACGGGAUACAUAUUCAAGGCAGUUAGUGCCGAAUGAGAGAAUCGUUCAAAAGGCAGCACGAUGGCAGUCCCUUUUGCGGUUAACUAUUCGGACAAGGUUGCUUAUAACCGCCAUAGCAGUUCCGUGGCAAGGUUUGUGUAAUAAUCAAGCACGACCUGAGAAUUCCUCCCUUUUUGUUUUUGUUUUUGUUUUAUUUUUUAUUUUUAUUUUUAAAUUUAGGUCAACAGUUCCGCAAUUUUUGCACGAAGUCCAUGUAAAUAAGAAUCCCGGACACCAUAGAUACUUUCUUCGAGAAACGAAC
Messenger RNA from Truncatella angustata, 1072 nucleotides. RefSeq lists its product as uncharacterized. The transcript has 2 exons. The record is from RefSeq and is a predicted model, not a curated record. The coding region runs from base 142 to 807 and encodes 221 amino acids. NCBI's taxonomy places the organism in Eukaryota, Fungi, Ascomycota, Sordariomycetes, Amphisphaeriales, Sporocadaceae.